Molecule: messenger RNA, 2013 nt
Organism: Aspergillus novofumigatus IBT 16806
Lineage: Eukaryota; Fungi; Ascomycota; Eurotiomycetes; Eurotiales; Aspergillaceae
Product: putative chromatin remodeling complex subunit (Rsc9)
Exons: 3
Coding region: 1-2013 (670 amino acids)
Biological process (GO): regulation of DNA-templated transcription
Molecular function (GO): DNA binding
Source: RefSeq, a predicted model, not a curated record
AUGGGGUCGAAUAUGCCGCAAGGAAUGCCCGAAAAUUGGGAAGGCAGGGAUCAAAGACUUCCAAUGUCCACGCGUGAGGUAGCAACGCCCGGGAACAGACCUGGCCUUUUUGCAACCCUGCACGAUCGAGGGAAGGUGGCUAAGCAACCAGAUUUCUAUGAUCCUUACUUCCCGCUCAAAUAUCUCGAAGUACCUAAAUCCGAUCAUAUUUAUAAACGAGCCCACUACGGUUUACAAUCAGGGAUUCCCGAUGAGGUAGACUUUGCAUUGUAUCACCUUGUUCAAAUUUCGAACCAAAGAUGGGAUAAAUUCAAGUUUGAAGGUUUCCCUUUGCUUGCGGAGAACCUCAUGGCGAAGGCCCUGGAUAUUUCCCUUGUCACAACCGGAGUGAAGUGGGAGCUCCAGUAUGAUUUUCGGGAAUCCAGUGAUCGCGUCAAUGUGUUGAACUCACUACAUGGCACACGAGAUCUAUUGGAGAAGAUCAAACAAAUACCCGUUACAUUGCCGGAAGACACCCUCGAGACGUACGAAUUCAACCACCUUCUCCGCAACAUUAAAGAGGCGACCUUGGUCCUGCGGAACAUGGUCCUUUUGAAAGAGAAUGCCUACUAUGUGUCACGGUACGCGAAAGGCCUGCUCCGAGACUUCCUCGUCAUUAUGAUCAACAUUCCCAAUCAACCUCGUCUCAACGAGAUCAAGAACGAUGCUUUGGACAUUGCGGAGGAGGUCACCAAGUUUAUGAAGACCGAUCCGGAGGAUCCACUUUGGAUCUCACUUCUCAAUUGUCUUGAGUCACCAGAUCGCGCUCACGUCGUCCGCGCACUAUGGGCUCUCACCCAUUUCUCCACUGAAUUAGACGAGCCAGAGGCGAACCGGGCAAUGGAACGGAUACCAAAGGAGACUUUGCAGCAGCUCUACUUUCACACUCUUCUCGACUUGGACAAAGAUAUUCUCAGUGGUGCACUGGACUUCUGGUACCAGUAUACACUUUCAUCCGAGAACGUCGAGACAUUGAUUGAGGUCUUCAACUUGCCUACCGUCUUCGUCCCUCGGAUGGUCGCAUUGUUAACGCACGAAGGCCGACCAAGCAAGAAGGAAACUGUGUUGCAAGAAGAAAAGCUCAUGAAAGAGCUGAUGGAGCUUUCGGAGCCUGAACGGAGCUCGCGUUGGCUCCGGUGCUGCUUUGUUGAGGACCUCGAGUGUGAGAUCACCCAAAUUGCAUUGUGGCAGGCGUACCAGAGCAGAUUUGCAGACCCCCGUCUUCCUGGUGGGGGUGUUCUCCCUGCGGCCGAAUUCAUCAAAAAUGUCAGUACGACUUUCACGAACGCGCAAGCUCAAGUGAUCAAUGGUCCUGGUGCAGCGACAAAGUUCAUCAUCAAAGGCAUUCGGCCCUUGGAGACCGCCUAUACCUUCGAGGGCUUUCCCUACAUUUACUGCAAGUGGGCGGACAACUCGAAACCAAGCAAGACGUGUCAGCGCGCUUUCAAGUCGCCAGCAGAACUUCGCCAUCAUGUCUUCACGGAACACAUGAAUCUCAAGCCUACUGAAACCCCGGGACACUACAACCUGGAGAAGGCGGAGUCGCCCGUUCAUACCUGUCUUUGGGACAACUGCACGAAAUUCCGGUCGUCUGGUCCGAGUACCAAUACUGCAAUGGUCGCCGGGCACGUCUCCGCACAUUUGCCCGAGGAACGUGCGCCAGAUGCGGAGCCACCCACAUCCAAACGGGCGGUCCUCCAAGAGCGCAUCGUCCGCAAAUGGUACUACCUGGACACUCCAGUCAAUGAGCGGGGCGAGCCCUUUGGAGUGGCCUACAAGGCGGCGUUAGUAUUGCGCAAUCUUGCCCGAAACCUGCCCACGGGUAUUGCACCGCAGUACAACGGGCUUUCCUGGAAGAAAGCCGUCUUCCUCAGUCAUCGUCCGAAGAUCGUCGAAGCAUGGGACCGUAACCGCUCAUUGCGUAAGGAACUUACCGAGUUGAUCAUGGUAAUAGAAAAAGAGGAUUACUACUGA